UUACUGACGUCACCCCACCAUCUUCGCACCGAGGAAGAAUCCGGAGGUACUCACACGUGUUGUUGUUGUAAAACUUUGAGCCAUGGCAGGCUCGUUCUCUCAGGAACUCGAGGAUUUACUGAAUCCUCUGCCCAAGUUUGCAGAUCCAGAGGAUGACGAUGAUGAAGCGACCAAAGCCAGAGUGAUAGACAGAUUCAACGAGGAAGAGGAAGAUGAUGUCGGCUUCAGUACGCUGAGGAAGAGCAACACAACCCUGCUGUCAGACACGGACAGGCGGUAUGUGGGGAAGCCAGUGUCCCGUAAUCAGCUGCUGAUGGAUGAGGAAGGAUCUGAGGACGAGGAUGAUGAUGAAGAUGAAGAGGAGAGUAGCAUAGAGGAAGAAGAGACUAUGGUAGAUCAAGAGGCAGAUGAUGAUGAUGAUGAUGAUGAUGAGAGUGAUUUAGAGGAAGAAGAUGAUGAUGAUAAGGAGGAGGAGUUGCUGGACCAUGAUUCAGAUGGUGAACUUCCAUCUCAGAGGAAAGGCUCUGACAUGAGUUUUCCUCAGGGAGUGGACUUCCGUAAACUCACAGACGGCAUGGAUGACCUGGGAGUGAGUGAGGAUGACGAUGAGGAGGAAUCUGAAGGCAGCAACGAUGAUGAAGACACAGGCUCUGACGAUGAAGAUGAGAUGGAUGAUGAGGAAGAAGAGGGAGCUGUGCGCACCUUUUCCCAGGAUAAAGUGGACGAGGAGGUGGAGAAGGGGAAGGCCGUGAAGGACCAGCUCGCCCUCUGGGACCAGCUGCUCGAAGGUCGGAUCAAAAUCCAGAAAGCGCUGGUGACAGCCAACCAGCUGCCACAGCCGCCCACCUUCCCGGAGUUCAGGAGGAAGGGAGGAGCUGAGCUGGCCGGGUCGCUGAAGAACACCCACAAGGCUCUGAAGGCUCUGCAGAGGUCUCUGCUGGAGCUGCACGACCAGCUGCUGUACCAGAGCGCCGACACCAGGAGCAUCGCUGUGGGGGAGAGCGAGGACGAGGAGAUAAUCAGCGAUGAAGGAGAAGAAGAGUCAGUGCCGCAGUCUGGAGCGCCCAAACGAAAGCUGGAGAUGGCGGAGUAUCCGGACUUCAUGGCCAAACGUUUUGCGGCCUUUCAGCCUUAUCGCGAUGCCACGCUGCAGAAGUGGCACGACAAAACUCGCCUGACCCAGGGGAAGAGCAGUAAAGGGUUUGGGGCAUUUGACAGGAGCAUUCUGACCCAGGUGGAGCAGGUGCUGAUGGACAACGAGAGGCUGGUGAGGCGAACACAAACCCGCCGCUCAGAUUACAGAGUCCUCGGGAAGAAAGAGGCCUCAGCCGUCACUGCGGAGACCGCAGAGGGAGCAGAGCAGCAGCUGAAGGCCAACACGCACCUGAAAGAUCUGGACGAGGACAUAUUCGACGAUGACGACUUCUACCACCAGCUGCUGAGGGAGCUCAUCGAGCGCAAGACGAACGCGGCGGACCCCAACGAUCAGGUGGCCAUGGGGCGGCAGUGGCUCGCCAUCCAGAAGCUGCGCAGCAAGAUCAAGAAGAAGGUGGACACCAAAGCCAGCAAGGGGCGCAAGGUCCGCUUCCACGUCCACAGCAAACUGGUCAACUUCAUGGCACCUAUCGAUCACAGCUCAAUGAGCGACGAGGCGUGCAGUGAACUGUACCAAGGCCUGUUCGGUCAGAACGCCUCAGUCAUGGAGUAAAGAUGGAGUUUAUGAAGUCAGAAGAGAUGAAGCAGCUCUCCACCAGCAGAGACGCCUCAGACUGGGUGGACAGUUCUGGUGCUUUGACUGGGUUACAAUCAAAUGGACAGUUCUUUAUAGAUACUUUUAUACCUCAGUGUGUCUCUGCCUAAUGAGCAGGUUGUGUUUCCAUCAAAACUAAAAGCACAAUGAGUUCAAAUGCUUUAUUUUUUCUGUCUUGUACAGUUCAAGUAAAGUGACCAUUUACUUCCAGAUUUUGUAACUUCAAAAAUUGUCAUCUGUCCUUGAUGUCAGGGCAGAUACGGGGGUACAUGAAUAUUUACAAUGGGUAUUUCAUCCAUUAUAUUUUAAGUUGUCACCUGGUGCCUAGAUUUCAUGUUUUCCUGUUUCUUUUCCUGUCUUACUUAGACAUUUGUACCAUAAACCGAUGGAAAAAUUAACAAAUAUGUGCUUAAAAUCGCAGAAAUGCAGGCAAUUAAAUCAUUGAUUCUCCAUAAAGAAUCAAAAUGCACAUGCUCUAAAUGUUGAGCAGUACUUCCUCCCUAAAAUGUACACAUAUGAACUCUUCUAAUGUACAUGUUGUGUCCCAGCUCCAUACUAACUGUUCGUAGUCUAAAUGUUCACCAAUGUUUCACUGCUAAUUAAAAAAUCAGAAAGAAAAUGUUUCCCAGAUAAA
Messenger RNA from Acanthochromis polyacanthus (spiny chromis), 2384 nucleotides. It is a transcript of the gene aatf, whose product is annotated as apoptosis antagonizing transcription factor. Gene Ontology annotation, biological process: regulation of transcription by RNA polymerase II. The record is from RefSeq and is a predicted model, not a curated record. Lineage: Eukaryota; Metazoa; Chordata; Actinopteri; Pomacentridae. Gene Ontology annotation, cellular component: nucleolus; nucleus. Bases 83 to 1708 code for a protein of 541 amino acids. The transcript has a single exon.